ACGCCCACCAACACGCCUGGUGCUGGCUGCCGGACACCUACCCUCCCUACCCAUCCAUACACGCCCGCCCCAGUCCACAUCGCACCUACACCAUGGAAAGCCCAGGAGCCUAUCCAGAGUCUCCAAUCGACGACGAGGUCGUGUAUCCCUGCAAAGGAUGUGGAGAGAUCCUCGAAGAAGGAAAAGCAUUCGAGCUCGCUGGCAACCGAUGGCACAUCGACUGCUUCCGCUGCAACACCUGCGGCACCCUUCUCGACUCCGAUGCGAAUCUGCUCCUCCUGGGCGACGGCUCCCUGAUAUGCAACAACUGUACAUACAGCUGCAACCACUGCGGCAACAAGAUCGAAGACCUCGCCAUUCUGACCGGUGACCAGGCCUUUUGUGCCAAUUGCUUCAGGUGCCGGAAUUGCAAGCGCAAGAUUGAAAAUCUCCGCUAUGCCCGUACUUCACAGGGAAUCUUCUGCAUGUCAUGUCAUGAGUCGCUCAUGGCCCGCCGGCGCAAGAAAUCGAAAAAGCCGCCCUCAAUUGCACCAAAAGUAGACAAGUCUCUGCCAGCUCUGCCUCCUCAGGAGCCAGCCAGCAGCUCUUUCACCCCAGACCUGGACACGCCUUCGGAAGCCUUUUCGGAGCCCCCUACAACGGAUGCAUCUCCCAGGCCACCUCAUCCAAGAAGAGGCGAUUCGUCUUCAAACUUCAGGCGCGAUGCAUCGCCUAUCCCAGAUCUGUCUCGAAAAGACAACACAACACUUCCCGCCACCACCUACGGCAAAGACGCCAGUCGCUCAGAACCAGCCGAUACUGGCGACGACGGCAUCCUUCUUCCCUUCGCUCUCGACCCAAACCCGGCACCAGGCCCAUCACCCCUCGGUCGACCUACGAGCAGGAUCAACGACCGACAAGGAGCAAAGUCAGCCGGAAACGUAGAGGGAAAGAGCGGCCGCGACUACUUCAACAGGCCUACUGCCGAUCAUCGCGAAAAGCUAAAGGAGAAUGGCUCACGAGAUGCCUCCAAAGAGCGAAGGCAGACUUACCAACCGCAGGCUGGAAGCCCCCAUAUUGCUUACCAAGAGAAGGGAAGGCAACCUUCGGACACAAUGGUGGACACGCUGAAGAAGAAGAAGGAUGGCAUCAAUGAGUCUACUUUAGCUGAACCUCGGUCCAAGAGUCAGCAUGCUUCUCCUGCGCCAUCUUCAGCUGCAGAGCCCUUUAAGUUACAAGACGUCCCAAAGAGCAAGAAGGCAGAUGCAAAGCGCAAAGACUCUGACGAUACAGCUUCCUCCUACAGCCAGCCCCAACAACGCAGCGCUUCCAAUACCGCUACGCCUUCCCGCCACAGUCGUUCCUUCAUGGAAGCAUCGUUCACAUCUUCUCCACCCAUUGGUUCGCAAGACUCGCCAGAUACUUCAGAAUCAUCGUUUGGCUCCAACUUGGUUGUUGAACGGCCAGCACGUGGUGAUUCCCUUAACCCCACCGCCAUCAAGUCUUCCGCACCUCUAUCCCAACACGAUCGAGCUGGUGGCUCGCCCACGACUCCGACUUUGAGCCACCCGGAUCGAUCGUCGUCUGCGACUGCGGCUACGGCGCAACUGAACGCGGGUCUCGGUAUCACUGCUGCGGCGGAUACACCAUCCUCCAGAAGUCUCUCAGAUGUCCCUGUUCUUCCUGCACGUUCGGGCGGCCGACCAGCACCACCCCCGACUGACACAUUCACCUCUCCACGUGCUCCUCCACAGCCACCUUCGGCACAGAUUCACAAGACGAGCGAGUCUAUGAGCAGCGAGGCUUCUCGAGAUACCUAUCCUCCGGGCGGACUUCCUCGUUACAGUCACCAGGGCGAUUUCUCCAUGGAUGAAGACUUUGCGCGACUCCUCGGCAAUCAAGAAGGCAGGGAUGAUAAAGAAAGCGGUGUUCUCAGAAGAGUCUCAAACGCCGUCUCGAAGCAUGGGCGUAGUUUUAGUGAUCGUUCCGUCACUACACGAGGUCACAAGAAAUGGCCUGCCAACGGCUCGGUCGAUAUCAGCAGCCCCACCGUGCCCUCACCAGACUCCAAAGAAGAAGGCGCCAACCUGAGGAACGAACUGCGCCGUGCCCAGCAGCGGAUUGCAGAGCUCGAGGCUGAAAAGAACGGGCUACAGGAAUCAAUGCACAGCGCAGCUGACAUCAAACAAGCCAAUACGGUUUUGCGAGAAAAGCGAAACACAAUGGCUGUCUUGGACACACAACGUGAAAUGGUUAUUCGCGAGUUGGAGAUUAUGACUGAACACCUCAAGCGCGCUAAGAACAGUCAAGGUUCCAUGGACAUUGGCCAGCUCAAGUCAGACAUUCUCAAAGACUUUGGAAGCUCCCUACAGAAGCUCAAAGACAAUUUAGGUCAUCAAAUAGAAGAUCUAAUCACUAAGCGAUCGGAGUUGACUGAGGAGAUUUCCAAUCUCAUCCAGAUGAAAGACAAGGGUUUCCAGGAAUACGAAUCGCUCACGGCCGCCAAUACAAGACUUUCUGCCAUGAACCGCGACAUAGUAGACAACAUACAGACCAACCUAAAGAACAACAAAAAGCCUGGGCAAAGUGCUGAUGUUCCUCCGAACGGUCUGGGUAUAUACACCGCUCAACAAAAGGGUGGAAAAUCGGAAAUUUCGGUGGAUACGACAUCCAUUCCCCAUGACCAUUCAUACGCCAACCUUCAUGACACCGAGUCUGAAGCGACCGUCGCUCAGCCACAAGUUGUCAACAUCAGAAAGACGGGCAAGCCUACCAAGUUCUCCACCUGGAAGAAGGGUAGCCAAGCCAUUACCAAGAACGUCACAAAGGGAUUCAAGGGAGCAUUCGGCUCAGAGCAGAAACAGGAGGACUAUCAAAUCAAAGUCAUCGGGACUCCCUAUGGCUCAGUGCACCAACAGCCCGAUCUCGUUUCCAUGUCCAGCUCCAUCAAGAGCAGCCAACAAGACCAGAACGCUCAGCGUGGCUGGUUUGGUGGAAAGCCUACAGGUGGUAAACCAGGUCAACCUCAAUACAGGCCAAUGCAGCACAACGAAAGUAGUCUCAAUCUGCCUGCUGACGCCAGCACCGUGCUCUUCGGUUCGGAUCUAACUGCCAGAUGCGAGUUCGAAAAACAGAUGAUCCCUCGCAUCGUCAGUCGAUGCAUUGAAGAAGUGGAACUGCGUGGUAUGGACGUCGAAGGUAUCUAUCGGAAGAGCGGUGGUACAUCCCAAGUAAACCAGGUCCGCAAAGGCUUCGAGACAGACUCAGAACAUGAUAUUUCCGAUCCCGACCUGGACAUCCACUCAAUCACCUCUGCUCUCAAGAAUUACUUCCGAAGGCUUCCUGUACCUCUGAUCACGUUUGACGUCUAUGACCAAUUUUUGGAAGCUGGCCAACUUGAAGAGCCGAGUGCACAAGCCAAGGCUUUGUCUGCGGCUGUCAAUGAAAUACCCAAGGCUCACCGCGAUACGCUCCAGUUCCUUGUGUUUCAUCUUUCGCGCGUCAUCCAGCAUGCUAAUGACAAUUUGAUGACACCGUUGAACGUUGCCGUCGUUUUCGCGCCAACCAUCAUGCGACCUCUGGACAUUCAGCGCGAGCUUACAGAUGUUCAGCAGCAACGUGUUGCCGUGCAAGCGCUCCUUGAGAACUACAAGGCCGUCUUUGGCGACGAAUAGAUGAGCCAGACACAGAUUUAGGCUCUCAAUGCGUAGCUUGUACAGUUUCGUUGGGCACAUUUCUAAUAUUGAAAAGCGCUUAUUCCUUAUCUGCUCGCCAGCGUCGUUGCAUUCAUCUUCAAUCUUCGUACGUCGAUACUGGAUGUUAUAAUACGGCUUCGAUCCCUUCUUUCUCUUCUAUCUCCUUGUAUCAUACGACUCUGUAUUUGGCUUUGGAUGGCUUUCAUACCAACGACUGUCAGGGAUGUAUUGAUGGUGACGAUGGAAUUUGUUAUUAUACCCUCCAGGGCUUUGUUUUUGUUUAGUUAUCUUAGCGUAAGGUGUGGCAUAGUCAUAGAUUCCUGAAAAAGCAGCAUAUCAUGCGCUUUCUGCAAGUCAAUUGGAAACGAGUUCAGGGGUGUGAUAUAUGGUCUAGAAUCUCUGACAAUUCACAUGCUCCACAAGCA
Molecule: messenger RNA, 4099 nt
Organism: Bipolaris maydis ATCC 48331
Lineage: Eukaryota; Fungi; Ascomycota; Dothideomycetes; Pleosporales; Pleosporaceae
Biological process (GO): signal transduction; regulation of GTPase activity
Cellular component (GO): cytoplasm
Source: RefSeq, a predicted model, not a curated record